Messenger RNA from Lytechinus variegatus (green sea urchin), 2799 nucleotides. RefSeq lists its product as uncharacterized. Gene Ontology annotation, molecular function: nucleic acid binding; aspartic-type endopeptidase activity; zinc ion binding. The record is from RefSeq and is a predicted model, not a curated record. Gene Ontology annotation, biological process: proteolysis. The transcript is spliced from 4 exons. Lineage: Eukaryota; Metazoa; Echinodermata; Echinoidea; Temnopleuroida; Toxopneustidae. Bases 1 to 2799 code for a protein of 932 amino acids.
AUGCCUGGAGGUAAUGUUGGGACUGGGGCUGGUGCGACCCCUAGCACUAGCCUCGAAGACAUGAUUGCUUCUAUGACUGGUGCGUUUCGAAGUAUGUCUAUGGCUAGGUCAAUGCCCUCGAUGAAGUUGCCUAAGUUUAAGGGCACUCCACAGAAGCCUGGUGAUUUGACUGUACGUGAAUGGUUUGAUGAAUUCGAUGAAUACUGCCAAUAUUACCAGUUAUCGGAGAGAGAGAAAGCACAAGUUCUUGUGACUCAUCUAAGUGGUCCUGCCAAGGAUGAAAUCAUGUGUAUGGAGGCAAGCCUACGUGAUGAUCCGACCGGCCUGAGAAGGGUUCUGAUGACUCGGUUUGGCUUAAGAGAGAGUGUCCAAAGCUUGAGUAGUGAACUUCACCACCGUGUUCAACUUGACGGAGAAUCACUUGCGGAUUUCAGUAGUGUUCUCAUCCGUUUGCAUGAUAGGAUGGAAGCAGCCGCUUCCAUACCUGAGAAGGAAGCUCUGGAAAGAUUGAGAGACAUGAACCUCAAGGAAAAAUUCGUGAGAGGGGUGCGGGACAAACAGAUCCAGAGAGAGCUGAGGAGGAUCCUAAUUUCUAGCGGAUCUGGGACAUUCCUGACGAUGAGAGAAGAAGUCCUGAAUUUAUUUCAAGACACAGAUACGGUCCCAAGACCUAGGGUGAGAGAAUGUGAGGUAGAGACUGCUAGGGUCGAAGCAUCCUCUGAAACAGCUGAGAUAAAAACAAUGAAGGAGGAAAUAUCUCUUCUUAAAGAGGGACUUAGUGAAGUUGUCAAGGAAAUUGAGUCCCUACAGCUCCCCCCUCAUCUUCGACAAAAACCAAAGAAGAAAGAGUUACAUUGCUUUAAUUGCAAACAGAAGGGCCAUGUACAGAAAAAUUGUGUUAAACCACCUAGAUGUUAUGGCUGUGACAAGCCAGGUCACUUCAAGAAAGAUUGUCCAGAGGUUAUGGAAACGGUGAGGGAAAGUCCAAAGGCCAUAGUCAAGAUAGCUGGAGUCGAGACUGGAUGUAUUCUAGACACAGGUGCCGAAUCGAGUCUGGUUCCACUGAGUUACUACGAGAGAUAUUUAGAGGGGAUCAUUGGGGAUCUCGAAGGCACUGAUAGCGGUUUAAGAGUGACUGGCAUCUCAGGAGCCGUCCCAAUCGUAGGUUACUUCAGGGCACCAGUUACAGCCAAUGGGAAGACAGACAAGGUAGGAUUUCUCGUGAUUAAGGAUGUAGUCCCUUGUAAGAGAAAGGAAUACCCAGUUUUAUUAGGCUCCAAUGCUCUUUACAGCUUUGUGGGAGAUGAGUCUCAGAGUGGAAAAACUGCCUGGCAGAUGGUUGCGGAGGUCUUAAAGGCAUUUCUUAAGCCUGUGUUGAACCCGGAGACUUCAACUGUGCUGAAGACAAGAGAUAACGAUGAGGUGAUAACACCGCUCACUGUCAGGAGAUUAGAGUGUCACGUGGACAAUGCUGCCCAGUGGGAUGGUCGAGAUGUUCUCGUCCGAGUUAUACGCGAUGAGUCAGAGGACAGUUCAAACCUGAAUUUGAUUGACCUUUUUGAUGGUUGCACUCAGGUGAAGGGAGAAAGACUUCAUGUGACAGUAGCCAAUCGGAGUGAGCAGCAACUUGUCAUUGAGCCCAAUACGACACUGGCAUCUGCUACAAGGAUUGAAAGAAAGAGUGAAAUAGUACUACAAGAACAGAACAAUACAGUGGAAGUCAUGGUCACUGAUAUAGAAGUUGAGCCUGGCGCAGUUAAUAAUGAUGCUCCAGUGAAGGAAACCCUUGAAGCCCUAGGAGGAGCUUCAUAUUUCUCCUCCCUAGAUUUGGCUAACGGAUAUUUUCAGGUAGCCAUGGACAAGGAUUCCAUAGACAAGACGGCGUUUCGUGUUCCUUGGGGCCUGUUUGAGUUCAAGAGGAUGCCACAAGGCUUAGUUAAUAGUCCCAGUACUUUCCAGAGGGUGAUGGAAUUGGUCCUUGGAGAUUUGAAUAUGACACAAGUAAUCAUAUACUUAGAUGACAUACUUAUCUAUUCAAUCACGUUUGAGGAACAUAUUGAGAGACUUCAAGCUGUUUUCACCAGAUUGACUAACAAUGGUCUUAAGCUCAAGGGGAAGAAGUGCAAGUUCCUUCAGAAAAGGGUGAACCAUCUGUGUCAUGUGGUGACGGCGGAAGGCAUAUCUGUAGAUCCAGGGAAGAUAGAACGAAUAAGGGACUGGCCAACCCCCAGCUCACCUGAGGAACUUCGUUCAUUUUUGGGCUUGGCAUCAUAUUACCGUAGAUUUAUCACAGGUUUUGCACAGAUUGCCUCCCCUCUACAUGCCUUAGUCGGAAAGACACAGAAGUCAUCGAAGAAGUCCAGGCGGUAUCAGAAGAAGAAAGGUGACGUAUCAGCAAUGUUUGAAUGGACAGAUGAAGCAGAGAAAUCACUUGCCACACUCAAAAGAUUGUUGACAUCGACGCCAGUUUUGAGCUAUCCAACAGCCAAGUUAGGAGCAACGGAGCAGAGGUGGAUCGCCCAACUAGCUCCCUUUGACUUGGAAAUCAGAUAUAGGUCAGGACGUUCCAAUAGGUGUGCUGAUGCACUUAGCAGGUGUUCAGUUCUUCCAGUGGAGUUGUCGACUGAACCUCAAAUCAAGAGGAAAGAGCUACAGGGAGAGCCAUUGCAAGCAAUUGGCCCUGGAAUCUUCCCUUUGUUCAGCCUCGAAGAACUGAAGAAACUCCAAGAGCAGGAUGAAUCACUUGGUGAUUUGGGACUGUUAUCGGAGAGGAUGGCAACCAGGUCAAGUGAUCUCUGA